AUGAAAAAUACCACUAGUGUAAAUUUUUAUACCACGGAGGAAGCAGAAGAAAAUAUUGUAAAAAUUCACAGCCAGGAGUGCACCGAUUUGUCCGAAAUUUUUAAACAGUGGCGUAAGACAUUUGUACAAAAUAGCAGCGUAGAAGAUUUUUUAACUGAAAAUGUAGAAUUUGUAAAAGAGAGACGGUUCGAAUCGAAUCCUAGGGAGCACGAAGUCAGUUAUAUUUUAGAUUUUUGCGAUGAUUUUUCAUCCGUAAAUACUAACCGCAGACUUGUCAGAAAUUUAAAAUCGAUUAGUUACGAAUCUAAUCCAUUAGUAAGAUCCAAUCCAUUAGUAAAAUCUCCAUUAGUAAGAUCCAAUCGUAGGAAAUCGAAGAGGGCCCGAAGAUCGUCGAAUUUGUUUUUCCGCGGCAAGAAGAGAAGACCGAAUCGAACGACCAGCAGGGAUUUUCGUAGUAACGGGACAUUUUUAUUGACGAGAUUGCUGGCGCUGCCAUAUUCGAGCACUUUAGUGAACCGAAAUGUCGAUCUUCGACAAAUUCUGCGACUACCAGUCACAAAAGUAGGUUUCGUUAAGAAAAGAAGAAAACGAAGUGUGGAAACGACUGAGGAAGUAUGGAAAGAAGUAACGGCGUAUAUGGGUGGACUUCAUGCGCUCACGACGCCAUUUGUAGAGUCCCAGUUGACGUAUAACACAGAACAUCAGAGUGAAAUAGAUAUUUUGCAAACGACGUUGAGUUGGUUAGAGAGAAAUACUGUGAGCGAGGAUGCGGAAACAGAAAUGUUUCAUAAUGAGGAAUACGAGGAAGAUUAUAAGGAAGAAUAUGAUUAUGGAGAUGAGGAGUCUACUCUAGAGUCUCUCUCGUGGAGUGACUAUUUGGUUCAAGUGACUACAACAGAAGAAACAACAACAAAAAGAGAAAUAACUACGACAGAAAGAAUAACUACAACAGAAGAAAUAAUUAUAACGCCAGUAAUAACUACUACAGAAGAAAUAACGACGACGAGAGAAAUUACUACAACAGAAAAAAUUACUACAAUGCCACUAAUAACUACGACGGAAGAAAUGACUACAACAACAGUAAUAACUACGACCAAAGAAUUAACUACAACACCACUAAUAACUACAACAGAAGAAAUGACUACAACACCAGUCAUUACUACAACAGAAAAAAUACCAACAACACAAGAAAUGACCACAACACCUGUCACAACUACAACGCCAAUAACAACUAUAACAGAAGAAAUGACUACAACAGCGGCCGUAACUACAACAAAAGAGAGAACUACAACACCACCAAUAACUACAACAGAAGAAAUGACUACAACAGAGGAAGCGACUACAACACCAGUCAUUACUACAACGACAACGAUAACUACAACAGCAGUCACAACUACAACACCAACGAUAACUACGACUGAGGAGGCAAGUACAACGCCAUUAAUAACUACAACAGAAGAACUGACAACAACAGAAGAAAUAAAAACAACAGAAGAAGCGACUACAACAACAGUCAUUACUACAACAGAAAGAAUACCCACAACACACGAAGUGACCACAACACCAGUUGUAACUACAACACUAGUGAUAACAACGACUGAGGAGACAAGUACAACGCCCGUAAUAACUACUGCAGAAGAAAUGACUACAACAGAGGAAAUAACAACAACGGAGGAAGUGACUACAACACCAGCCAUUACUACAACAGAAAGAAUAACUACGACGGAAAGAGUAACGACAACUCCAGUAAUAACUACAACCGAAGAAACGACGACAACACAUGUGCUAACUACAACUGAAGAAGUAACUACAACGCCAGUAAUAACAACAACGCAGGUUGUGAUUACAACACCAAUCGUCACUACAACAGAAACAGUAACUACAACGCCAGAAAUAACUACGACAGAAGUAGUAACUACAACCCCAGUAAUAACUACAACAGAAAAAUUAACAACAACAGAAGAAAUAACCACAACAGAAGAAACAACUACAACAGAAAGUAUACCUACAACAGAAGAAACUACCACACCUCCAGUUAUAACUACAACACCAAUGAUAACUACAACUGUAGAAAUGACUACAACACCAGUCGCAACUACAACAUCAGUGGUGACUACGACUGAAGAGACAAGUACAACACCCGUAAUAACUACUACAGAAGAAAUGACUACUACAGAGGAAAUAACAACUACGGAGGAAGUGACUACAACAGAAAGAAUAACCACGACGGAAAGAGUAACUACAACACUAGUAAUAACUACAACCGAAGAAACGACGACAACACAUGUGAUAACGACAACUGAAGAAGUAACUACAACGCCAGUAAUAACAACAACAGAAAGAAUAACUACAACCGAAGAAACGACGACAACACCUGUGAUAACUACAACUGAAGAAGUUACUACAACAAUGACUACAACAGAAGAAAUGAUUGCAACUGCAUCACCUACAAUAACGACUGUACCAUCAACAACUGCAAUACCAGAAACUACUACUGAGGAAACAACUACUUUAAUUACAACAGAAGUUAUACUACCUACAACAGUCACAGUACCUAUAACAACAAUGGUAACAACUAGUACUGAAGAAGUAACAACCACUAUUACAGAGGAAAGUACAACAUUAAUUACAACUACAAUACAAGAAACAACAGAGGAAUCUACAGUUGCAACAACGACAGAAGUUGCGGUGCCAACAACGACGACGUCAAUACCUACUACAACAGAAGUAGCAAUGACUACUAUGGCUACUACAACAACACAAAUAGCAACAACUACAAUAAGUACAACAACAGAAGUAAUGACGACUAUAACGGCUACAACAACAGAGUUCACAGAGGUUGUUACCACAACACUUACUGAAGUUCUGACUACUGAGUCUAUAACAACUACUGAACAACCAACAACUACAACAUUAAUGGCAACAACAACAGCUACCGUGGCUCAAACUACAGUGGAAGAAACAACUACGGCGUCAAUAACAAGUACUGAACAACCAACAACAAUGGCAACAACAACAGCUACCGUAGUUCGAACUACUGUGCCAGAAAUAACUACUGAGACAAUAACAACAACUGAAAGGACAACAACAGUUACGGUAGCUCCAACUACUGAGUCAGUAAUAACUACCGAACAGCCAACAACUACAACAACAAUAGCUACCAUAACUCCAACAACUGUGCCUGAAACAACUACCGAAAGAAUAACAACUACAACAACAGUUGCAGUAGCUACAACUACUGAACAGCCAACAACUACAACAAUAGCAACAACAACAUCUACCGUAACUCCAACUACUGAAUCAGUAACGAGUACUGAGCAGCCAACAACUACAACAACUGUCGCUACUGUAGAAACAACAACAGAAACAAUAACUACUGCUGUCGAAACAACUACAGAAACAACAACUACUGUCGGCGAAACAACUACAGAAGCAAUAACUACUACUGUCGAAACAACUACAGAAGCGGCGACUACUGCUAUAGAAACAACUACAGAAACAACAACUACUGUCGUGGAAACAACUAUUACAACAUCAGCUACUCCUACGGAAAGAACAACUACAAUGGCAGCCACUAUUGUUGUCGAAACAACUACAGAGGCAAUGACUACUACUGCAGAAACAACAACCACAGAAGCAACAACUACUGCCGUCGAAACAACAACUACAGAAGCAACUACUGUUGUAGAAACAACUACAAUAGCAGCUACAACUACUAAAAUAAUUAUGACGGCAUUAACAACAACUCCUACUACUACAUCCAUAACAACCACUGAAAUACCGACAACAAUCACUGAAACUCCUUCCACAACUACCACAGAAGAAAGUACAACAACAACGAUCAUAACAACAGCAAUAGGAGAGACUACUACUGAGACUACUUCUUCACCAACUACUACAGUCAAAAUAACUUCUACCACUGUUAGUACUGAACCAACAACUACAACAGCAGAAACAACAACAACUCUCACCACAAUUGUAGAAGCUCUAACUACGGUACCAAGAACCACUACAGAAGAAAGUACAACGGUUAUUGUAACGACAGAGGAAGAAACAACUGUGGAGACUAGUGUUCCAACGACUACAGUUACAACUCCAACAACAACCAGUGUCGUAGAAACAACAUCAGUACCAACCACAACUGAAACAAUUACAACAGAAUCGACAGCAGUUCUUAUGGUGACAUCUACAACAGCUCUGACCACGAUACCAACAACUACCACAGAGAGUACAACAACAAGAACAACAGAAGAAGAAACAACUACAGAAUUGACUAUUAUAACAACUACAGCUGCUACGAUAGCUCUAACUACACUGGAAUUAACUAGUACCGAGGAGCCUGAAACAACACCUACAACCACUGAGAUGAUAACAACGGAAACAACUGUAAUUACGAUCAUAACAACACAGGCUGCAACAACAACACCAACAAUUACCGAAGAAAGUACAAGUACAGUGCAGGAAACCACAGAACCUACUGUCUUCGAAACAACUAUGAUUACAGUAGCUCCUACUACAGAACCAGUAAGGAUUACUGAAGAAGAAACAACAACAGCAGCAACCACAACAGAAUUGAUUACAGCGCCUACGACUACAACAACGACUACAGAAUCACCAGUUACAGUUGUGGAAACUACUACUGUGGAAAUGACAGUCAUCACUACGACUGUAGAAGAAACAACAACAGAGCCUGCUGUUGUACCUACAACUAUAGCUACAGUAGCUACAACUACAAAGUCAAUAGAAACAACUACAGCGGAACCAACUACAACAACGGAAAUGACUACUACAGAAUCGACUACUGUCCUGACUACAACUUCGUCCAUAAUACCGGCAACAACAACAACACUGGAGAGCACUACUGAGUUAUUGGCAGCGACUACUGUAGAGACAGCAACAGCGAUAACAGGGACAACAACAGCAUCUACUGUAUCACCAAGUACUACAACUACAGUAACAACAACAAUGACAACAGAAAGCACCACUGAGAAAACAGAAACGACUAUUUUGGAGAUAACAUCCACAGAAGAAGCUGUGACAACGGAAUAUACCGUGGAAACACCAACCUCAGAGUCUACAACAAGAGUUACAGAAACAACGGCGAUUGAAGUACCAACAACAACAACUAUAAUGGAAACAACGAGUACUGCAGUACCAACAACGACAAGUAUUUUAGAAACGACCACCGAAAUACCAACAACAAGUAUUACAGAACCCACAACAGAAGUACCAACAACAAUAAGCAUUGCAGAAACAACAACUACAGAAGUACCAACAACAACAAGUAGUAUAGAAACAACGACUACUGCAGCACCAACAACGACAAGUAUUCUAGAAACGACUACUGAAAUACCAACAACAACAAGUAUUACAGAAACCACAACAGAGCAGCCAACAACAAUAAGCAUUGCAGAAACAACAACUACGGAAGUACCAACGACAACAAGUAGUAUAGAAACAACGACCGCUGCAGCACUAACAACGACAAGCAUUCUAGAAACGACUACUGAAACACCAACAACAACAAGUAUUACAGAAACCACAACAGAGCAGCCAACAACAAUAAGCAUUGCAGAAACAACAACUACGGAAGUACCAACGACAACAAGUAUUAUAGAAACAACGACCACUGCAGUACCAACAACGACAAGUAUUCUAGAAACGACUACUGAAACACCAACAACAACAAGUAUUACAGAAACCACAACAACCGAGCGACCAACAACAAUAAGCAUUGUAGAAACAACAACUACAGAAGUACCAACAACAACAAGCAUUGUAGAAACAGUAACUACAGAAGUGCCAACAACAACAAGUAUUAUAGAAACAACGACCACUGCAGUACCAACAACAACUACCGAAGUACCGACAACAACAAGCAUUAUAGAAACAAUAACUACCUUAGUACUAACAACAACAAGCAUUAUAGAAACGACAUCUACUGAAGUACCAACAACAACCAGUAUUGCGGAAACACCUAUUACUGAAAUACCAACAACAACAAGCAUUAUAGAAACCACGACUACUGAAGUACCAACAACAACAACAAGUGUUAUAGAAAUCACUACUGUAGAACUACCAGCAACAAGCAUUAUAGAAACAACAACUACUGAAGAAAGUGUAACAACCACGAUAAUAACAAUAUUCACUACCGAAGAAAUUACAAUACCAGUAACCACUAUUGAAGAAACCACAGUUACCCUAACAAUACCAACAAUAACUACUGAAGAAAGUACACCAACCACAAUAUUAUUAACUACUAUAGAAGAAACUACGAUUACUACCGAAGAAAGUGCAACUACUCCAACAAUAUUGAUAGCUACUGCCGAAGAAAGCACAACAUUUGCAAUAACAAGCGCCAUUACGGAAGAAACUACAACUACUCCGACAAUACUGACAGUUACUACUGAAGAAAGCACAACAUUAGCAACAACAAGCGCAAUUACAGAAGAAACUACAACUAUUCCGAUAAUAAUAACAACUACUACUGAAGAAACUACAGUUAUUCCGAUAACGCUAACAGCUAUAACUGAAGAAACUAUAGCUACAACAACCUCAACUAUUGAAGAAACUACGACUAUUCCAAUAAUACUGACAGCUGUUACUGAAGAGAGCACAACUUCUGCAACAAUAAUUGCUACUACUGAAGAAGCUACAACUAUCCCGACAAUAAUAACAACUACUACUGAAGAAACUACAACUAUUCCGAUAGUACUGACAGCUAUUACUGAAGAAAGCACAACUAUAGCUACAACAACCUCAACCAUUGAAGAAACCACGACUAUUCCAACAAUGUUGACAGUCACUACUGAAGAAAUUACGACUAUCCCGAUAAUAAUGACAACUGCUACUGAAGAAAGCACAACUUUAACAACGACAAUCGCCACUACUGAAGAAACAACGACUAUUCCGAUAACAUUGACAACCAUUGAAGAAGUAACUACAGCUAUCCCGACAAUAAUAACAACUACUACUGAAGAAACUACAACUAUUUCGAUAAUACUGACCACUAUUACUGAAGAAAGCACAACUGUAGUUACAACAACCUCAAUUAUUGAAGAAACUACGACUAUUCCAACUAUACUGACAGCUACUACUGAAGAAACUACGACUAUUCCGAUAAUAUUGACAACUAUUGAAGAAGAAAUUACUCUCCCGGUAACAAUGACAACUGCUACUGAAGAAAGUACACCUGUAACAACAACUACUACGGAAGAAACUGCAUUUAUUCCAAUAACAGUGACAACUACUGAAGAAACUACCACUAUUCCAACACUAAUAACUAGUAUUGAAGAAAGUACAAUAACCACAUUUUUACCAACCACUACUGAAGAAAGUACAAUAACCACAUUUUUACCAACCACUACUGAAGAAAGUACAACGACUAUUAUUAUCUCACCAACAAUAGAGCUAACUACUACAGAAUCUAUUGGUGUUUCAACGACUAUGUCUACAAUAAUUUUAACAACAGUAACAGUAACUAGUACUGAAGAAAUAGCGACUACUACUACGGAAAUUUCUGAAUUAACUUCUCCUACCACUACUAUUUUUCCUACAAUGGCUACCAUUGUUACCACUGUUUCACCUACGAUACGUUUAGAUACUACCAGUUUGAUUACAACUGAAGAAGAAACUACUAUAGUAUUAACAACGCCAAUCGUAACUACAGAGUCCACUGCAACUACUGAGCAAUCGACUGAAGGUGUAUUUACAACUAUUUCGCCAACUACAGAAAUGGUGACGUGGACGACUACGCCUGAAAUCGUAAAAAUAACAACAAUAGAAGUAACAACGCCUGAAAUAACAACGGAGUACUUUGAAAUGACAGAAACAUACCAUGACACAGAAUUCGAGGAAGAAUAUAAAGAAGAAUACGAAGAAGAAACAACUGUAGAACUAACAUGGUCCGAGUACGAAGAACUGACAACCGUUAAAUUGAAACCAGAAACAACAACUGUACCUCCAUUGAUAAUUACAACGGAAAAACUUACUACUGUAAUUACUACACCAACACCAACUACGGAAAUUACUGAAAUAACGACAGAAAGUUUCACUACAACUGAAGAAACAACUGAGACUUCGUUUAUUACAAGUGAGAAAACAACAUUUACUACAGAGUCACCAGUUGUAACUACAGAAACAACAAUGUCUAUUGCGCCCGAGAUUACUUCACCAACAUCAACCACAGAAAUUACGACAAUAACAACUGAGACAACCAGUGUCGAAACUAUGGAAGUUACAACAGAGUCUAUAUCAACUGGUGUUGUUACGGAAACAACAGAAACAACUGUUGCAGUAGAAGUUGAAAUUACUUCACAGUUUACUACGGAAGUUACUGAAACAACAACAGUAGUUACUGAAACAACAGAAUCCGCGACUGAAUUAGUGACUACGGAAUCUUUGCCAACAAAUGUAACAACUGAAACAACUGAAAUAACUGCUGAAAUUGAAGUUACAUCACCGCUUACUAUGGAAGUUACUGAAACAACUACAGUUACUGAAACAACCGUGUCUGUGACGGAAUCUGUUACUACAGAAUUUGUACCAGUUAAUGUAACAACUGAAACAACCGAAUUUACAACGGAACUUGUUACGACAGAAUUUGUGGCGGUUAAUGUAACAACUGAAACAACCGAAUUUACAACAGAAUCUAUUACGACAGAAAUUUCACCUGUUGGUGUAACUACUGAAGCAACUGAAACAACGGAAUCUGUUACGACAGAAUUUGUACCGGUUAACGUAACAACGGAAACAACUGAAUUUACAACGGAAUCAAUUACAACAGAAUUUGUGCCGGUUAAUGUAACAGCAGAAACAACUGAAACAACCGAAUCUACAACGGAAUUUAUUACAACAGAAUUUGUGCCGAUUAAUGUAACAACAGAAACAACUGAAACAACAGAAUCCGCAACAGAAUCUGUUACGACAAAAUUCGUGCCGAUUAAUGUAACUAUUGAAACAACUGAAACAACCGAAUCUACAUCAGAAUCUGUUACGACAGAAUUAUUGCCAAUUAACGUAACAAUGGAAGCAACUGAAACAACCGAAUUUACAACGGAGUUUAUUACAACAGAAUUUGUGCCGAUUAAUAUAACAACAGAAACAACUGAAACAACUGAAUCUACAACAGAAUCUGUUACAACAGAAUUUUUGCCAAUUAACGUAACAAUGGAAGCAACUGAAACAACCGAAUUUACAACGGAGUUUAUUACAACAGAAUUUGUGCCGAUUAAUAUAACAACAGAAACAACUGAAACAACUGAAUCUACAACAGAAUCUGUAACAACAGAAUUUUUGCCAAUUAAUGUAACAACUGAAACUACUGAAACAACGUUAUCUGUUGAAGUUACUUCACCAGUAGCAGAAACAACGGAAUCCUCCGAAUUUACAACCGAAUCAGUAACUGCAACGAAUAUAACAGAAGAGACUACAGAAACAACCGUUAGUACAGUAAUUACGUUGUAUACUCCGAUCACUGAAAGUACAACAACAACUGCUGCAACAACAUUUAUUACUGCAGAGCCGCCAGAAUAUACGAUUACGUUUACAACUUUCGCUACCGAAACUGUACCCGUUAAUAUAACUACAGAAACAACCGAAACAACUGAGUCCACGGAGAUGGAAGUAACUUCAUUUACAACAGAAAUCUUAAUAAUGACGACGGAAUCUCCCGUUGUUGAAACUGAAAUAACUGAAUCUGUAACCGAAUUUGAAACUACUGAAUGGUUAGCGAUUACAACCACUGAAACAACUGAAGCAACUGUAUACAUCGUAUCUGAGAUUACUAUGCCGUUGACAACAACAGAGAUGGUAGAAACAACAAUUGAAUCUCCAAUUGUUAGUAUUGAAACAACUGUUGUGACGGAGCUAACAACUGUUACUACAGAGUCGUUGCCUACUCUUUUUACAACUGAAGCAACUGAAACAACUGAAACAACUUUCGUGACGGAGCUAACAAGUAUGACUACAGAGUCGUUGCCUACUCUUUUUACAACGGAAGCAACUGAAACAACUGAAACAACUUUUGUGACGGAGCUAACAAUUAUGACUACAGAGUCGUUGCCUACUCUUUUUACAACUGAAGCAACUGAAACAACUAAAACAACUGUUUCUAUUGAAGUAACAUUCCCCGAAGAGACAUCUACCGAAGAAACUGAACUCAUUACUGAAACAACAGAAGAGUAUGAGGAAGAGUACGAAGAAGAAGAAACUACCGAAGAAGAACCAGAGGUCUACGACUAUGUAGAAAGCACCGAAACAACAUUAACUUCGACCACGGAGAGUCCACUACUCACGACGGAAUUGACAACUGUUGCAAAGUUGCCAACUGUAGAACCACCUAAAACAACUGAAACAACCGUCUCCGUUACAGUCGAAGUAACAACACUGACAACUACAGAAAUAGCAACGGAAACUCCACUUCUUCCGGAAACAACAUUUUCAACAACGGAGCUAACAACUAUGACCACUGAGUACUUACCUGUUAAUCUAACAACAGAAACAACUGAAACAACAUUAUAUGCUGUGACAGAAAUCACUUUAGAAACAACCACAGAAUCUUUACCUGUAUUAAUCACAACAUCAGAAUUUACUGAAUCGACGAUUGAAACUACUAAAUAUUUUACAAUUAAUGCAACAACAGAAACAACCGAAACAACUGAGUCCACGGAGAUGGAAGUAACUUCAUUUACAACAGAAAUCUUAAUAAUGACGACGGAAUCUCCUGUUGUUGAAACUGAAAUAACUGAAUCUGUAACCGAAUUUGAAACUACCGAAUGGUUAGCGAUUAUAACUACUGAAACAACUGAAACAACAGAAACAACUGAAACAGCAGAAAUAACUGAAACAACUGAAACGACUGAAACCGCUGUAACAACUAAAACAACUGAAAUAGCUGAAACAGCUGAAACAACUGAAGCAACCGAAACAGCAGAAACAACUGGAACAACUGAAAUGACUGAAACUGCUGUAACAACUAAAACAACUGAAACCGCUGAAACAACUGAAGCAACCGAAACAGCUGAAACAACUGAAACAACCGAAAGCACUGAAACAACUGUUUCUAUUGAAGAAACAACGUCUACCGAAGAGAUAUCUACCGAGGAAACUGAAGUAAUUCCUGAGACAACAUCAGAAGAGUACGAGGAGGAAUAUGAGGAAGAGUACGAAGAAGAAGAAACUACCGAAGAACUAGAGGUUUAUGAUUAUGAAGAAAGCAACGAAACAACAUUAAGUUCAACAAUGAUUAGUCCACUUGUCACAACGAAAUUGACAACAGUUGCAAAGUUGGUAACUAUAGAAACAACUGAAACAAUUGAAACAACUGAAACUGGAACAACUGAAACAACUGAAACGACUAGGACAACUGAAACAACUGGAACAACAGAAACAAUUGAAACAGUCAAAAUCACUAGAACAACUGAAACAACUGAAGUAACUGGCAUAACUAGAACAACUAGAACAACUGAAACUACUGAAAGUACUGAAAGUACUGAAAGUACUGAAUCAACUGAAACUGGAACUACUGAAAUAACAGAAACUAUUGAAACAGCUGAAGUAACUGGAACAACCGUCUCCAUCGAAACAGCUGAAGUAACUGGAACAACCGUCUCCAUCGAAACAGAAGUAACUUCACCAUCCACUUUAGAAAUUACAGAAUCUCCACUAUCUCCUCCGAAAAUAACAUUAUCAACAACAGGACUAACAACUAUGAGCACAAUAUCAUUCCCAGAAAAUUUCACCAUCGAAACCUCAGAAGUGACCCUUUCCAUAUCAACAUUUUCUCCGGUUCAGUUUACAAGUCUCAGUACGUUUGAAACAACGCCGUUCAUCUAUAUCACACCAUUCGAAACAACAACAAAAUCCUUCGAAAUAACUACAUUCCCCAAAGAGAUAUCUCCCGAAGAAACUGAACUAAUUUUUGAACCAACAUCAGAAGAGUACGAAGAAGAAUACGAAGAAGAGUACGAAGAAGAAGAAACUACAGAAGAGCUUUUCGAUUACGAAGAAAGGAACGAAACAACACUGAGUUCAACUAUGAGUCCGUUCUUCACAACGGAAUUACCCAUCGCAGUGCUUCCACCUGUAGAAACAACUGGAACUACAAUGUUCUUUGAGGUUAACGUCACCACUGCGUCUAUCACCGAAAGCCCUGCAACAACCGAGUGGAGAACAAUUAGUGAAACAACCGAAAGUGUUGUAUUCACAACGGAGAGUACUAGUUUUCAUUUGGAAGUCACAGAGUCUACGGAGUCCACAUCUCGUACACCGAUAAUUGUUGUGGAAACUGUUUCUUCGCCUGAAGUUAUAAUUUCUCCUGAAGUCACAACUUCUGCUUUUGAAAUUACGACACUUUCUUCUGAAAGCACCAUUUCUUCUCCUGAAGUUAUUAUUUCUUCUCCUGAAGUCGUGACAAUUUCUUCACCUGAAGUUGUGACCAUUUCUUCUCCUGAAGUUAUGACAAUUUCUUCUCCUGAAAUGACAAUUUCUUCUCCUGAAAUGACAAUUUCUUCUCCUGAAAUCACAACCAUUUCUUCCCUUGAAGUUACACCUUCUGCUGAACUCACAGUUCCUCCACCAGAAAUUACAAUCUCUCCUCCAGAAUUUACAACUUCACCUGAAGUUACACUCUCUUCUCCUGAACUUACAAUCCCUCCUCCUGAAGUUACAAUUUCCACGCCUGAAAUUACAAUACCCUCUCCAGAGGUUACCAAAAUGUUCACAACACCCGAAUACGCCGAAACAGAAACAAUAUACGACGUAGAAUACGGAAAAGACUACAAAGAAUCCUACGACGAAGAAGAAUACGAAGAAGAAACCACAGAAAUAAUUUCCCCAAUCUGGCAAGACUACGUAGAAGAAAAUGCCACGACUGAAAGCAUCAUUCACGUGGCGGUUACUAUUACAUCAAAAGAAUCAACCAUCACGUCUGCAACAGGAACUCCAACGGCUCUGACGGAAACCUUGGAGCCAGUUAGUAGGGUCAGUUUGACGGUUCAUACAGAAACAACUAUGGAGUCAGUUAGCACAGUCAGUUGGACUGCUGAAAUAACGAAGUUUGAAGUGGAGACAGGUAAUGUGACUUCUACCCUGAAGGAAGGUGUUACAACCUUCACGUACACCCUGCCGUCCACCACCGAGUUCACAACGGAGCAUCUGCCGUUCGACUACUUUGAAACUGAAGAGAGCACUCUGGAAGUUAGUCUAAGUAGUACAGAAAUGGAGAAUCGUACUACAAAAAUGGAGGACCGUACAAAAAUGAUGACCCAUGAAGUUAUUUCGACCACAUACAAAGUGCCUAUGACAACAGACGAGACUCAGAAAAGAACUCGUCACCAGGAGCUGAAAAUAGAGCUGCUGAAGAAGCUCGAAGAGCUAGAGAAGACCAAAGAGGAGUUGCUAACAAAAGAAGAAGAACUGGAAGCAGAAGAAGAGAACUGGGAGCACGAAAAAGCGAGACGGCUAAACGAGACGAUGGAGCGUCGCCUGAAACUGAAAUCCUCAACGCCUGCAAGCGUCACGAGGCCAACAAGGCCUGAAACAACGGUGAGAACUACCAUAAUUACAACACCGGAUAUGCUUGAGCAGGAGGUGAGGAGUUUGGAGAAGAAGUUGGACGACCAGGAGAAGGAUUUGAAGACACGAGAGGAGCGGUUGGAGGAAAGGCGGCGUAGACUGCAGAAGGAGAAAGAGGAGUUCGAGGAAAAGUUGCGGCAGAUGGAGUCUGAGGAGACUCGGUCGACGCCAUCUUUGACGCAGCCGCCACCCGUGGAGACAACGUUCGACAUUCGGGAAACAACAAAGAGAGAAGGCAGUAGCAGAUCCGACCUGCACGUGGAGGAGGAAGAGGAGGAGGAUUACGACACCACGAAGCUGUGCUUUAACGUCCUGAAGAAACCUUUGGGGAAGUACAGCGAACAUGUGGUGACGGAAAGAGUUUGUCUGCCGAAUAAAAUGGGGGGAUCGAUAGAGCAGAGGAUUAAAAUAAACGGUUUAAAUCUGGAAGGACAUGAAUGGACGGAAAGCCCUCAUGGGAGAAAGUCUGUGAGGGAUCGAGUCAAACGCGGUUAUCCGGAAGAUAUCGAUUGUGAAGUAAACGAGGGAGAUCCUGAACAGACACGAGUGAAUGAAGUUAUUGCGAUGUAUGACAAUUUUAGUUACACGUUCGUGAACGAAUAUGUCACCCAGUCGCUGCGAAAUGAGGAAGAUAGGUACAGGAAGAGAUCCAUUUUGGGAGCUGAUGAAAGUAGCGAAGACAGUGAAUGGAAUGACUGCGAAGCAAAAAAUGUGGACGAGGAAAAUGUCUUGCAGUGGCCUACUGAGAGUACGAUUUCGAUGGAGGAGUAUUUUGUUACCAGAAAAUUUGAGAUAUGUAUAGGAAACGAUUAUGGUGAACAUGAAGGAAGUCAUGUAGUGAAAAGAAGUCAAGAUUUGAUUGAUGACGAUGAAAGUGUUGAGGCAGUCUCGGAGUAUGAAAACGUUCUGGAUACUUUGGAUACUUUAGCUGAUGAGGAUGUAACACGAAAUAUAAAGACUACGAGUAGAGCUUCUGAAGAUGACGACGAGGAUGAGGACUCGAAAACUACUAGAGUCAAAGUGAAGAAGAAACCUGGUCCAGAAUGGCCAACCGAGGCUUUCACAGCGUAUCACAUAGGUGGCACCAAAACGUGGACCUUGGAAUUCCCUGAAAUUGUAUUAGAAAAACCAGAACAGAAAGAAACUACCGAAGAAGACAGUGAAAAAGACAAUCCAACAACUUGUUAUCUCGUUCUCGUUAACGGUAAAGAAACGAUUGAAACCGCAAAAAAAAAUUACGUCGACAAAAUACCUGAGAAUGACUUUGAAUCGUCUUUGAAGAAAUACGUUGCAGAAAACGAUGAUGAGUAUUUGAGAAAUAGGUAA
Molecule: messenger RNA, 14901 nt
Organism: Megachile rotundata (alfalfa leafcutting bee)
Lineage: Eukaryota; Metazoa; Arthropoda; Insecta; Hymenoptera; Megachilidae
Source: RefSeq, a predicted model, not a curated record